Molecule: messenger RNA, 1401 nt
Organism: Daktulosphaira vitifoliae (grape phylloxera)
Lineage: Eukaryota; Metazoa; Arthropoda; Insecta; Hemiptera; Phylloxeridae
Product: dolichyl-phosphate beta-glucosyltransferase-like
Exons: 8
Coding region: 236-1225 (329 amino acids)
Cellular component (GO): endoplasmic reticulum membrane
Source: RefSeq, a predicted model, not a curated record
GAUUUCGUUCAAUACAACUUUUGCUAAUCUGAAUUAUUAAUAUUUCAAUAAUAAAUUUAUUUCUUUUAACAACAUUUUUACAAUAUUUGUAUGUUAUUAUAUUAAAUAUUUGCUAUUGAUAAAAUAUUGAUGACUAAGAUUUAAUGACGUGUCGUUAAUCAACAAAUUUAAAAAAGAAGAACGCAAUCAAAACGAAUAUUAUUAAUUGCUAUCCAAAAAUAAAUUAAAACCAAACAUGUUUUAUCAUUGUGGAUUAAUUGCUGUUGUGUCUACAGUAGCAAUUGUCAUAAUUUUGGGAUUGCCUUUAUUCUUGUUGUGUUGGUUAUUGUUUAUAAAUGAUACACCAUAUAUGGAUAUACAAAGAUACGAUGAAGAAAAAUUCUUCAUAAAUGAAAAUGGUGAAAAAAUUAAGUUUCCUAAUUUUCUAGAGGAGCCAAGUAUUGAAUUGUCAGUUGUAGUACCAGCUUAUAAUGAACAAGAUAGGUUAAGACCAAUGUUGGACUCAUGCCUUCAAUAUUUAACUUCUGUUUAUAAAUCUUCAUUUGAGAUUAUUAUUGUAAGUGGUGGUAGUACUGAUAAAACAUGUGAUAUAUCUAUGGAAUACGUAAAAAAGUAUGGUUCAGACUAUGUUCGAUUAUUAAAGUUAGUAAAUAAUCGUGGUAAAGGAGGUGCUGUUUGCUUGGGAAUGCAAAAUACUCGAGGACGAUUAUUAUUAUUUGCUGAUGCUGAUGGUGCUACUAAAUUCGAUGAUAUUAUUAAAUUAGAAGAUUCAAUGAAUGAAUUAAUUAAAAAAUCUGUUACAAGAACUGAAAGUAAAAUAUUUGCUAUAGUAUGUGGAUCACGUGCUCAUUUAGAACAAGAUGCUAUAGUUCAUAGAAGUAUAUUUCGCACAAUAUUAAUGUAUGGUUUUCACACACUUGUUUGGACAUUUGGUGUACGUACUAUUAGAGACACUCAAUGUGGCUUUAAAAUGUUUACCAGAGCUGCUGCCCAAGUUUUAUUCAGUAAUUUGCAUGUUGACCGUUGGGCAUUUGAUGUUGAAAUGUUAUUUAUAGCUGAAAAGUUAAAUAUGUCUAUAUCAGAAAUAUCAGUUAACUGGACAGAAAUUGAAGGCUCAAAAAUUGUUCCUGUUUGGAGUUGGUUACAAAUGGGCUUUGAUGUAGUAUCUAUUUGGAUCAAAUAUCGUUUAGGUUUAUGGAAGAUUCAUUUUGAUAAAACUGAAUAAAUGUAGGUCAUUACUUUUAAAAACAACUUUUUUACUAUUUUAUGGUUGUUUUCAAAUUAUUCAAUGCAUAAAAUAGUUAACACACAUUGUGAUAUUAGUAUCUGUGAUACUGAUCAAUAAAACAUACAACUGUAUAAUAAUAAAUUUUAUAAAUUAUAUUACAUUAUUUUAUAUAA